AUGACACACACACGACCACGCACCACAGCUGAACUCAAUAAACUCGGCAUUCCAGAAUUCAACCCUCACAUCAACAUUAAGCACUAUUUUCGGUCGGCAGAAUUGUUACUUCGACAAGCAAGAGUGUAUCGAACCGAAGGCGAUCUUGAAAACGCUUACGUGUUGUACCUUAAAUAUACAAAUCUGGGCAUCAAUGAACUACCAAAGCAUCCUGCAUACAAGCACCCUGACAGCAAGAAACCGAUCAAGAUUAUAAAGUUGAAUUGUCUCGAAGCGCUGGAUGCCUUGGAAACUAUGAAACCGCGAUUGGAUGCUGCUUAUCACGAACACAACCAACGAUUGCAAAGGAUGCAAGAGGAGGAAGAAGAAAGUAGGCGCAGAGUAUAUUCAUCCAGCAAGAUCCAAGUGGAAGAAGAAAGCAACCACGGGGCAUAUUCAUCCGACAAGAUACAAGAGGAAGAGGAGGAAGGCGACAAUGACAAGACCUUAUUGGAGGAAGAAGAUUGGUCAGUACAAAAAGCCUUGAGUGGUGUAGCAGGUAUUGGUCAUCACAACGAGCAACACCAACAAUCAUCAAGGCCAGCCGAAUUACCACCACUGCCAGCACGAUACCCAUCGCAUGAUGUAUUUCGCAAUCAGAGUGAUAGCCGCAUCUCCUAUGAAUCAUCAUCCAUAUCAUCACCAUCACCAGCAGCCCCACCACCACCACUCCCUCCGAAGCCAGCAAUGCCACCACCAUUGCCAGACAGGACGAAUUCAGUAUCUCCACGUGCACCAGUAUUGCCUCCAAAGAUCAAGCUAGAAGAACAAAAGGCUGUUGAAUUAGCAACAACUGAAAGUGGUGAACCUCUUCGUACAUUAUAUGUGCCUACAGGAAUACAAGAACAGUUUUUGAGAAUUGCUCGGAUCAACACGGACAAAAACAUUGAGACUUGUGGUAUCCUUUGUGGCUCUUUGAAAAAUAACACUCUUACGAUCACCACUCUUAUUAUUCCAAAACAAUCAGGCACCCCGGAUACAUGCACCACCGAAAAUGAGGAAGAGGUGUUUGAGUAUCAAGAUACCCAUGACUUGUUGACAUUGGGCUGGAUACAUACGCAUCCUUCACAAUCCUGUUUCCUGAGUUCAUUGGAUCUUCAUACCCAUUGUGCCUAUCAGAUCAUGCUUCCUGAAGCCAUUGCCAUUGUGUGCGCCCCAAAACACGAGCCAAGCGUUGGUGUAUUCCGGUUGACAGAUCCACCAGGCUUAUCACUCAUUAGCAAUUGCAGGGAGCGGGGUGCUUUUCAUCCACAUCCUGAUAAACCUAUAUACACUGAUACACAUAAUGAUACUGGACAUGUGCGCAUGACCCAUGAUUCCUUCAAGGUGGUGGAUUUAAGGUGUUAA
Molecule: messenger RNA, 1386 nt
Organism: Lichtheimia ornata
Lineage: Eukaryota; Fungi; Mucoromycota; Mucoromycetes; Mucorales; Lichtheimiaceae
Exons: 9
Coding region: 1-1386 (461 amino acids)
Biological process (GO): protein K63-linked deubiquitination
Cellular component (GO): endosome; membrane
Molecular function (GO): K63-linked deubiquitinase activity; metal-dependent deubiquitinase activity; protein binding
Source: RefSeq, a predicted model, not a curated record